Messenger RNA from Lontra canadensis (Northern American river otter), 5997 nucleotides. RefSeq names its product PATJ crumbs cell polarity complex component (gene PATJ). Gene Ontology annotation, molecular function: protein binding. The record is from RefSeq and is a predicted model, not a curated record. Lineage: Eukaryota; Metazoa; Chordata; Mammalia; Carnivora; Mustelidae. The transcript is spliced from 45 exons. Bases 178 to 5880 code for a protein of 1900 amino acids.
GCCCCGGGCGGGGAGGGUCGGUGCUAGGGAAGGGCCUGCCAGGUGAGGCGCGGUCACCCUGGCCCGUUCACUUCCGCCCAGGUGAGGGAGGGCCGGUGUCGUGCCCGCCCGCUCGCUCGCUCCCGAGCCUCCGCCGGACCAGGUUUCUUUAAAAGGGAUUGAAGACAAUCAUUCAAAAUGCCUGAAAAUCCCGCUCCAGAUAAACUGCAGGUCCUACAAGUUCUUGAUCGCCUAAAAAUGAAACUGCAGGAGAAGGGAGAUACAUCACAAAAUGAGAAGCUCUCUCUGUUUUAUGAGACACUAAAGAGCCCUCUCUUCAAUCAGAUACUCACACUUCAGCAGUCCAUCAGGCAACUGAAAGGGCAACUCAGCCACAUACCCUCAGAUUGUUCAGCCAACUUUGAUUUUUCUAGGAAAGGUUUAUUAGUGUUUACAGAUGGUGCCAUUCCUAAUGGGAAUGCCCAAAGACCAUCUAAUAACUCAACUGUCUCUGGGUUAUUUCCUUGGACUCCUAAGUUGGCAAAUGAAGACUUUAACUCAGUCAUUCAACAGAUGGCUCAGGGCCGGCAAAUUGAAUAUAUCGAUAUAGAACGGCCUUCAUCUGGAGGCCUUGGAUUCAGUGUGGUGGCCCUGAGAAGUCACAGUCUGGGACAAGUUGAUAUCUUUGUGAAGGAAGUACAGCCGGGGAGUGUAGUAGACAGGGAUCAAAGAUUAAGGGAAAAUGACCAAAUAUUGGCUAUUAAUGACACACCACUGGAUCAGAACAUUUCCCAUCAGCAAGCGAUUGCAUUAUUACAACAAACCACUGGAUCUCUGCAUCUGGUUGUGGCCAGGGAACUGGCCCACACAAAAACCUCUGCCAGCCUAACUGAUCCUACGCUGCCUGAAACAGUUCAUUGGGGGCAUAUUGAAGAUGUUGAGCUCAUUAAUGAUGGCUCUGGAUUAGGUUUUGGAAUAGUUGGAGGAAAAUCAAGUGGUGUGGUUGUGAGGACGAUCGUUCCUGGAGGAUUAGCAGAUCGAGAUGGAAGACUCCAGACGGGGGACCACAUCUUGAAGAUCGGUGGCACAGAUGUGCAGGGAAUGACCAGCGAGCAAGUUGCGCAAGUGCUAAGGAACUGUGGAAACUCAGUCCGCAUGCUUGUUGCAAGAGCGCCUGUGGGUGCAGUUUCCGUAACCCCUCCUACCCCUGCAGCCUUACCUGUUGCCCUGCCUGCUGUAGCUCACAAGAGCCCUAGUGCUGACAGUUCUCUUUUUGAAACAUAUGAUGUUGAACUCAUGAAAAAAGAUGGACAGAGUCUUGGGAUUAGAAUUGUUGGCUAUAUUGGAGCUGCUCAUACAGGGGAGGCUUCUGGGAUUUAUGUGAAAAGUAUAAUACCUGGCAGUGCUGCUUACCACAAUGGCCAGAUUCAAGUGAAUGACAAAAUAGUUGCUGUGGAUGGUGUGGAUAUUCAGGGUUUUGCCAACCAGGAUGUUGUUGAAGUAUUACGGAAUGCAGGCCAAGUGGUACAUCUAACCCUAGUUCGAAGGGUUCGAAGGGAGGCGUCUUCAUCUGCUUCUCCACUUGAAUGGCCUUCAGACCCAGGAACUGCUGUAAAGCCAUCGGAAACACCAGCCCGCUACCUAACUGGAGCAGUGGAAACGGAAACUGAUCUGGAUGGUGGGGAUGAGGAAACUGAAGAAAGAAUGGAUAAUCUGAAAAAUGACAACAUGCAAGGCGUAGAAAAAUUAGAAAAGGUCCCAGACUCUCCAGAAAAUGAGCUAAAAUCUAGAUGGGAAAACCUGUUGGGCCCGGAUUAUGAAGUAAUGGUUGCUACUUUGGAUACACAGAUUGCAGAUGAUGCUGAAUUACAGAAAUAUUCAAAGCUGCUGCCCAUUCACACUCUUAGGCUUGGCAUGGAAGUGGAUUCCUUUGAUGGGCACCAUUACAUCUCUUCAGUUGCUCCAGGUGGUCCUGUGGAUACACUGAACCUUCUGCAGCCAGAGGAUGAACUUCUUGAGGUCAAUGGUGUGCAACUGUAUGGGAAGUCUCGCCGAGAAGCAGUGUCUUUUCUCAAAGAGGUGCCUCCUCCCUUUACCUUGGUUUGCUGUCGACGACUGUUUGAUGAUGAAGCUUUUGUGGAUGAACCAAGGACCACUGAAGCCCCUCUUCCCAAGAUGGAGGCUGACCACAGUGUAGAAGUCGGUACUGAAGAAGAUGAUGAUGGGGAAUUAGCACUAUGGUCUCCUGAAGUCAAGAUUGUUGAACUGGUUAAAGAUCAUAAAGGCUUGGGAUUCAGCAUCCUGGAUUACCAGGACCCUUUAGAUCCCACAAGAUCAGUGAUUGUGAUCCGUUCCCUGGUGGCAGAUGGUGUUGCAGAAAGAGGGGGAGAGCUAUUACCUGGGGACCGCCUGGUCUCAGUUAAUGAAUACUGUUUGGAAAACACCACACUUGCCGAAGCUGUGGACGUGUUGAAAGCUGUGCCGCCAGGCAUUGUACGCCUCGGCAUCUGUAAGCCCUUGGUGGAAGAUGAUAAAGAGGAAGAAAGUCAUUAUAUUUUACAUUCAAACAACGAUGAAGACAAGACUGAACUUUCGGAAACAAUUCAUGACAUAAAUUCAUCUUUGAUACUUGAAGCACCCAAGGAAUUUAGAGAUGAACCCUAUUAUAAAGAAGAACUUGUAGAUGAGCCAUUCCUCAAUUUGGGAAAGGCUUUUCAGUCCCAACAGAAAGAGAUAGACCACAGCAAGGAGGCCUGGGAGAUGCAUGAAUUUCUGAUUCCUAGAUUGCAGGAGAUGGGGGAAGAGAGAGAGAUGCUUGUUGAUGACGAAUAUGAGCUAUAUCAAGAUCCCUUGCAGUCCAUGGACUUGUAUCCCUCAUCACACCUUCAAGAGGCUGCUCCUGUUCCCUCUGUGAAGGAACUUCACUUUGGCACUCAGUGGUUGCAUGACAGUGAACCACCUGAGCUUCAGGGAGCAAGAUCCAUGGUGAGUCUUUACUCCCCAGAAGCGCAGCAGUACGGCUACAGCAUGGAAAACACGAUGAAAGAAAAUUUUGGCAUCAGUUCCCUACCCUCAUCUGAAGGAAACAGUCAACAAGGCAGAUUUGAUGAUCUGGAAAAUCUUAAUUCGUUAACAAAAAGCAGUCUGGAUUUAGGCAUGAUGAUUCCAAAUGAUGUCCAGGGUCCUGGCUUGCUUGUUGAACUCCCGGAUGUAGCUCAAAGAAGGGAGCAAGAAGAUUUGCCCUUAUACCAACUCCCCAGGACCCGGGUUGUGUCCAAGGCCUCGGCAUACACAGGACCAUCGUCUUCCAGAUAUACCGCUGAUGCAUGUGAGUUACCUGAGAGAGAAGAAGGUGAAGGAGAAGAAACACCAAACUUUAGCCACUGGGGUCCACCAAGAAUUGUUGAGAUAUUUAGAGAACCCAAUGUGUCUCUUGGUAUUAGUAUUGUUGGUGGACAAACUGUUAUAAAACGCCUGAAGAAUGGAGAGGAACUGAAAGGUAUAUUUAUCAAACAAGUUUUAGAAGACAGUCCAGCGGGAAAAACAAAUGCUCUUAAAACAGGAGAUAAAAUACUCGAGGUGUCUGGAGUAGAUUUGCAGAAUGCCUCUCACAGAGAAGCAGUUGAGGCCAUUAAGAAUGCAGGAAAUCCCGUGGUAUUCGUUGUUCAGAGCUUGUCAUCCACUCCAAGAGUCCUUCCUAGUGUGCAUAACAAGGCUAACAAAAUCGCUAAUAACCAGGACCAAAACACCGAAGAAAAAAAGGAAAAGAGACAAGGAACUGCUCCCCCUCCAAUGAAAUUGCCACCUCCUUAUAAAGCUCCAUCUGAUGAUAGUGAUGAAAAUGAGGAAGAAUAUGCAUUUACCAACAAAAAAAUCAGGCAAAGAUAUGCAGACCUGCCUGGAGAAUUGCACAUUAUUGAGCUUGAAAAGGAUAAGAAUGGACUUGGACUCAGCCUUGCUGGUAAUAAGGACCGGUCACGCAUGAGCAUAUUCGUGGUGGGAAUUAACCCCGAAGGCCCUGCUGCCCUAGACGGGCGAAUGCGUAUUGGAGAUGAACUGUUGGAGAUAAAUAAUCAGAUCCUGUAUGGAAGAAGUCACCAAAAUGCAUCUGCCAUUAUUAAGACCGCCCCAUCAAAGGUCAAGCUGGUUUUCAUCAGAAAUGAAGAUGCAGUCAAUCAGAUGGCUGUUGCUCCCUUUCCAGUACCAUCAAGCUCCCCAUCUUCUAUUGAGGAUCAGAGUGGUACGGAACCUGUUAGCAGUGAGGAUGAUGGCAGUCUCGAAGUUGGUAUUAAACAAUUGCCUGAAAAUGAAAGCUCCAAACUGGAGGACAUCUCCCAGGUGGCUGGCCAGCAGAAGGCACCGGAGUGUCCAACGGACAAUGCUGUCAGCCAGAUGAAACAGCAGCAAAAAUAUUCAGCAAAAGUCUCCUUCAGUUCACAAGAGAUCCCUUUAGCACCAUCGUACCACUCAAUGGAUGCGGAUUUCACAAACUAUGGUGGUUUCCAGGCCCCUCUGUCAGUGGACCCUGCCACAUGUCCCAUUGUUCCUGGCCAGGAGAUGAUUAUAGAAAUAUCCAAGGGACGUUCAGGUCUUGGUCUCAGCAUUGUGGGAGGAAAAGACACGCCUUUGGAUGCUAUAGUUAUACACGAAGUCUACGAAGAAGGAGCAGCAGCCAGAGAUGGAAGACUUUGGGCUGGUGACCAGAUAUUAGAGGUUAAUGGGAUUGACCUGAGGAGCGCUGGCCACGAAGAAGCCAUCACAGCCCUGAGGCAGACCCCCCAGAAGGUACGACUGGUGGUGUAUAGAGAUGAAGCACACUACAGGGAUGAGGAGAACUUGGAGAUUUUCCCAGUGGAUCUGCAGAAAAAGGCUGGCCGAGGACUGGGUCUGAGCAUCGUUGGGAAACGAAAUGGAAAUGGAGUGUUUAUUUCUGACAUCGUCAAAGGUGGAGCUGCAGACCUGGAUAGGAGACUGAUUCAGGGAGAUCAGAUCUUAUCUGUGAACGGGGAGGACAUGAGAAAUGCCUCACAGGAGACGGUGGCCACUGUCCUCAAGUGUGCACAGGGGCUGGUGCAGCUAGAGAUUGGAAGACUCCGAGCUGGUUCCUGGACCUCCUUGAGGAAGACCUCACAGAAUAGUCAGGGAAGCCAACACAGCACCCACAGCAGCUUCCAUCCCUCCCUGGCUCCUGUCAUCACCAGCCUGCAAAACCUGGUUGGCACAAAAAGAGCUCCAGAUCCUUCCCCCAAAAGUUCAGGUACAGAUAUGGGACCAAGGACUGUUGAGAUCGUCAGGGAGCUCAGCGAUGCCCUUGGAAUCAGUAUUGCUGGAGGAAAAGGAAGUCCCUUAGGAGAUAUCCCCAUAUUUAUUGCCAUGAUUCAGGCCAGUGGUGUGGCUGCACGUACCCAGAAGCUUAAGGUUGGAGAUCGGAUUGUCAGCAUUAAUGGGCAACCUUUGGAUGGGCUGUCUCACGCGGACGUGGUUAAUCUGCUAAAGAACGCCUACGGGCGUAUUAUCCUACAGGUUGUAGCAGAUACCAAUAUAAGCGCCAUAGCAACUCAGCUUGAACACAUGUCUCCAAGCUACCACCUUGGUUCUCCCACCGCUGAACACCACCCAGAAGACACAGAAACACCUCCACCUAAGAUUAUUACUUUGGAGAAAGGCUCUGAAGGAUUGGGGUUUAGUAUUGUAGGGGGUUAUGGAAGUCCCCAUGGAGACCUGCCAAUUUAUGUCAAGACUAUAUUUGCAAAGGGAGCAGCUGCAGACGACGGCCGGUUGAAGCGAGGCGAUCAGAUUUUAGCUGUUAAUGGCGAGACGCUGGAAUGUGUUACUCAUGAGCAAGCUGUGGCCAUUCUAAAACGCCAGAAAGGGACUGUAAUCUUAACUGUGCUGUCCUGAGCCUCGGGUCCUAAUCACAAGAUAGAUGCUGUAGAAUAUCCAUAGAAAGAUGAAGCUUUGAGGAUAAAAAGCAGCCUCCACUAGAAUUCACCUUCAUUUAUCACCUCACCCUCCUGG